AUGGAGACUGCUUCAGAGGAGUCAACAAGCUGGUCAAACGCGUACAAAGGCAUAUCCUCUGACAACAUAAAGGGCUUGGUGUUGGCCGUUUCUUCGAGUUUCUUCAUUGGUGCUAGCUUUAUCGUCAAGAAGAAGGGUUUGAAAAAGGCUGGUGCUUCUGGGGUCAGGGCAGGUAUUGUUGCGUUUUUUUUAAUCGUUGACGCUUUUGAAUCUGGUAAAGCACUGUGGUUGAGAAG
Molecule: messenger RNA, 236 nt
Organism: Ilex paraguariensis (yerba mate)
Lineage: Eukaryota; Viridiplantae; Streptophyta; Magnoliopsida; Aquifoliales; Aquifoliaceae
Source: the annotation of a GenBank genome assembly